AUGGACAUUUUUGAAUCUAGCCAGGACGAACAAGGUUGGGAUAACUUAACUGACCAUAAUAAAAUCUAUCAAAAAGACUUUGAUGAGUCUGAAGGAGAUCUGUCAGAAGAAGCAAAGAACUCAAUUGCUGAAGGUAUAGAAGAAGCUUCAUAUGAAAUGACCAAUCGUCAAGAAAGUUCCCAGCCAGACAGCCCUCAGCAAAGAAAUAGCCAGGAGAAUCUAGAAAACGAUAUUCAGUUUUUAGUACAGCCAGAGUCAUUUUAUGAAGAGGAUAUAGAAUCAUAUAUUGAUGAAAUAACUGGAGAAAAUUCAGAAGAUAGUCGCUUUGAUAUCAGAACACAUCAAACUACUGAAGGGGCAAUCAUUAUAUUUUAGCCAUUACAGUUUUUAAUCACAAUUUUGGGCAAGGUGAAACAAGAACUCUUCUUGAUGGUGCUCUAAGCAAAAUUAUAAAAAUCUCAAAUUCAGAGGGUUUCUAUUCUAAACCAAAGCUAGAUAUUACCCCUUCCAAAAACAGCCUCAAAAUCAUCAUCAAAUUCACCCAGCAUGCUCAAAUGCCUUUGCAAGGGAGUCUACCAAUAAAAACUCGCAAAAACCUCUCCACACUUCUCAAAACUUCAAUCUCAACACUCACCAAAACCAUCAGAUCAUCCUCCCUCUCAGAAGAACCCAGCUCCGAAAGCAACGAUUUCUUCACAGCAUCCACAAUGGCCCACCUCACCAACUAAUUCCCCAAUAUUCCUACCUUACUCACCCCAAUCUGUUC
This is a messenger RNA of Moneuplotes crassus, 766 nucleotides long. Lineage: Eukaryota; Ciliophora; Spirotrichea; Euplotida; Euplotidae. The record is from the annotation of a GenBank genome assembly.